AAUACUGUCCGUGGCACGAGACAGACGUGAAGCGGCGGAGGACGAACAGCAAGUCUUAUCGGAUAUUCUGGCUUUAAUCCGGUAUUUUACUGGCUUCAUUUCCACCCGUUCAGAGCUUUAACCGUGAAAGGAAGCAGGUCUCUUUUAAAGGAUUUUCACUGUGGGUUUUUUUUUGGGGGGUAGAUUAGCGUUUAGAGUCUGUAACGUCUCCUCUUCUUUUCCACGCCACAUAUUUAAGAGCUCUCUGUAUGAAUAGUUUUCUCGCUCCUCUGUCUCCACGGACUUCGGUUUUUUGCUACUGGAGGAGCAUUUUUACCGAUUCGAGAUGACGGAAAUCAGCGAAAAAGAAAGCGAACCUCAGAACCGGGACCUAAACCGGCAGGGCACCACCGUCUCCGGUCAACCGGAAUCAAAGCUGCAGCGGCUGAAGCGCUCCCUGUCCCUCAAAUCAGUCAUACGCAGCAAGAGCGUGGAUAACUUCUUCCAACGGAGCAACGGCGAAUCUCGGCCGGUCUCGGCCAUCAUCACAGCGCCGCCACCUCCAUCAUCUCCUCCUCCCUUCUCUGAAUCCCCUCUGGGCUAUGAGCGCUCUCCCUCUCUAUCCCCAUCAGUCAGCCCCAACCCUUCCUUGUCUUCACAUUCCCCUUCCAUCAGCCCUUCGCUGUCCCGGACCUUAAAGAACCAGCUGAAGUCUCAGCCAAUGCAACCGGUCAAAACUCACUGUUUCCAGGAGCAUGUCUUCCGUAGGCCUACCAGCUGCCAGCGAUGCAAACAUAUGAUCCAAGGAAAUUCCAAGCAAGGGCUGCGUUGUAAAGCCUGCAAGCUGGCGGCUCAUCUUUGGUGUUCCUCUGAACUAUCUCAGCAGGCCUGUAACGGCAAGUCUGGAGCCUUUAAGAGAAACUUCAGCUCUCCUCUGCUAACCAUUGAUCCACUGAGUAUAGUCAAGGAGGCUCCAGCUGCCCAGGAGACAGAGAAUGUCAUCGUUGACCCUGUGUAUGAAGCACUGCGUUAUGGGACGUCAUUGGCUCAGAUGAGUCGCUCCAGCUUUGGAAGUAUCUCCGAAUCCCCUUGUCAUGAGUCUGAUACACUGCAAGGUAAACUAGAAAACCAACCAAUCGCUGAAGAGGAAAUUAUUCCAGGAAUGCUCACCCCUCCUGAAAGCGAGAAGGCUGAUUCAGAGGACAGGGUCAGCCUGAAGACUCCGAAGCGAGUCGAAGUUCACUCCAUUCACACGUACAUCGCCCUCUACAAGUUUCUGCCUCAGGAGAAGAAUGACCUGGAACUACAGCCUGGCGACCGAAUUCAAGUCACGGACGACUCCAACGAAGACUGGUGGAAGGGGAAAAGCAGAGACAAGGUGGGAUUUUUCCCAGCCAACUUUGUCCAGCGGGUCCGACCGGGUGAGCGGGUGUGGAAGGUCACCACUGCUUUCCAUGGCAAUCGAGACAAAGGCCAGAUGACUGUGAAAGAGAAUCAGAUCUGCAUCGGGAAAAACGAGGAGAUUGACGGCUUCCUUCGGCUGACUAGCGGGAAGAAGAGAGGCCUUGUCCCUGUGAUGUUUCUGCUGGAAAUAUGAUGGCAGUAUUUCAGAUUUCUCCUUGAUUUAGCAGAGGAGCUCCCAGGGAUGGAGGAAUACUCAGGAGUGUUUAGCCAUCACCUCACUGACAACCAUCCACCCUCCUCCACCCCUCCAAGCAUCACUGCUGCAUCUCGAGUGGAAAACAGCCUGCAGCUUUGGCUUUUUGGCUGAAGAUUAAGACAACCAGGAGCUUCUUCAGAGCUACUUUGCUUGUAGCACAGCUUCACUUUGUGAAGCUUCUUAUAUUUUCACCAGAGGUAUGUAGCAAUUAUUUUCAAGAGAAUGAGUGUGAAGGUACUCUGGCUACCUCAUUAGCCUCUACACUGGCCACUCACUCACAAAAAAAGGGUAAAGGACGUUUUUGUCAUGAUGUCAAGGCAUGUUGAAGUUAUUUGUGAAAAGAAAACUUUGGAUAAUACACUGGAUGUGUAUUGCAGUUGCUUGUGCAAACCUGUUUUUGGUUGAGUAGAGUGAAGAUUAAUAAUUUUGGUCACAAUGUCCAAGUUUAAUGGUACAUAACUCAGAUUCUCAAACAUAAAAUGAUCCAGGUAUUACUGUGUAUUAAUGUCUUUUCUGCUCUAUCUUGGUCCAAUCAAAGUCACAACACACCCUUUCUCUCACACGCACUCAAGGGUUUUCCCUGCAUCCCAAAACGCUUUUCGGUGAUUACAGAAUGGCACAUUUGCACUCUUCACAGUUUCAAUGUGACAAAUACUUGCAUGCACCUUGGGGAGCUCUUAGUUUGCCCUUCAGAGGUUCUCCCAUCCACAUGAUAUUUCAGAGGGUUUGUAUUUUCACUUUCUACUAUGUAGCUCAAUGGAUUAUUAGGAUUUGCGUCCUGUUGCUGCAUCAUAAACAUAAUUUGUCUUAGGCUACGUUCACACUGCAGCCCAAAGUGACUCAAAUCCGGAUUUUUAUUGCCGUGGCUGUUCACACUUCCAAAUAUGUGCAACCUGUAUGUGAUCUCCAGCGUGAACUAUAAACAACCUGAAAGUGUCCCGCAUGCGCAGUAGAGGGCGCAAUAACGUCACACAUAGAGAGCGUGCUAAGUGGUUGUGGAAGUAAACAUGGAUGCUAACGGUGGAGCAUAUCUUACGGUUUUGAAGUUGUUGUCCGACUGGAGCCAGGAUAUUAACAACUUAAUCCUUAUUGUCGUCCGCCAUUGUUGUUUUUCUUCCUGCUUACGCGCAUGGGGACACAGAAUAGUGAGGUUUGUCGAGUAUCAGUGACGUUCAAAUCGGAUGAAUUCGACCUGGACGUUUGGUCACAUCUGAAUCGGAUACGUGUCGGAUGUCCAAGUGGCCUUGGUCGCAUUCGAAAAGAAUCCGACUUUUGUUGUUCAGACUGUCAUGAAAAGAUCAGCUACAGGUCGCAUUACGGCAAAAACAUCGGAAAUGGGUCACUUCAGGCUGCAGUGUGAACGCAGCCUAUGUGUAACGUCCUGUAUUAUUCUCAUGUCAUGCAAUAGGAAAGAGCAAACAAACCAGAACGACUGAUUAAAAGCCAUAUUCAGGUUUCUUGAUGGAGAAAAAUUACUAAAUGCCGUCAGUCUUUUCCACAGAGAACUAAUUUUCAAAUCUCCUUAUUUAUUUAAUUUAUUGAUCUGUCAUAAAUUAUAAGGCUUGGUUAAACUAAGGGUGUUUGUAUAUAGCCUUCUUAAAACAAUGUAUAUAUAUAUAUAUUAGCUCCUGAAAGCAUGCUAACACAAAGUUUUGCAGCUUUGCAGGAGCCGACUGAGGGCAUUAAUUUCUCUAUUCUUACCUGCAGGAGAUUCCUGUUUGUCUCAUGUAUCUGCAGCAUGUAAUGCAUCUCUUUGCUCAAUUACCAUCUCGCCGUGUCAGCACAAAUAUUUCAAGAUACUAUGCACAACAGUUCUAGUCACUCACUUUGUUUUGUUCACAGCUUAUUUCCAAAGCAGCUCAACGUGUCUUUGUCACUCAGUAGUUUUGCGAAGAUUUAAAAUUGGACUUUGAAAUCAGCUGUCUUGUGUGUACACUGUUCUAUUUCAAUAAUCCUCACUGACUAGAACUAGGAUUGGCUCAGGAUAACGAUUACCAGUUUAACCUAACUGCACGCCUACCAGGCUUAGCUCUCAGCAUGAUUGGUCAUCAUGUGAUCCUCAAAUAAUGCUAAUAAAGUUGAAUGAACAUUCAA
Messenger RNA from Xiphophorus maculatus (southern platyfish), 3733 nucleotides. Its product is annotated as SH3 and cysteine-rich domain-containing protein 2-like. Gene Ontology annotation, molecular function: protein binding. Gene Ontology annotation, biological process: skeletal muscle contraction; positive regulation of voltage-gated calcium channel activity; positive regulation of protein localization to plasma membrane. NCBI's taxonomy places the organism in Eukaryota, Metazoa, Chordata, Actinopteri, Cyprinodontiformes, Poeciliidae. The record is from RefSeq and is a predicted model, not a curated record. Bases 326 to 1576 code for a protein of 416 amino acids. The transcript is spliced from 11 exons. Gene Ontology annotation, cellular component: extrinsic component of cytoplasmic side of plasma membrane.